AUGAACAAUAGUAGACUUUCAGGCUUGAAACAAAGUAAAUUUCCAGAAGAUGAAAAUAUUGAUGAUCUGAAAAGGAAAAUAGUGAAACCAUUUGAUGAAUUGUGGAUAGGUUCGAUGAGUUGUUUUCUGAGGACAAGAAAGCAUCAGGAAGAGAUAGAUAACCCAACAUUUUUGAAGAAUGGUGAAAUUUUACUAAGAGAGUUGAUUACCUCCUUUAAUGGUAAACGGAAUCCAAUCCGUGCUUUCUCUGCUGAAGAACUCAAGACAGCAACAAGCAACUAUGACACUGGAAAUGUUAUUACAAGAGAUAGGUAUGGUACUCUUACCAAUCGUAUUUACCGUCCUCUUGAACCCCAUUUUGAGCUAUUACUAUUGACACAUAGAUUAAAGAUUGCAAUGGAGAUUGCUAAUGCAAUCGCAUAUCUCCAUUUUCGAUUUCCUAGGCCCAUUGUGUUUAGAAUGAUCAAACUAAGCAACGUUGUAUUCCAUGAACAAUAUGUUGCCAAAUUGUUUGAUUUUUCACUAUCUGUUUUUAUUCCAGAAGGUGAACCCCACAUCCAAACUGAUAGAGUGGAAGGGACAUAUGAAUAUUUGGCACCUGAGUACGUAUUAAAUGGUAUAUUUAGUGAAAAAAGUGAUGUUUGUAGUUUUGGUGUUUCUCUGCUCAAGGUCUUCGUUGGAGAGAAAGUGAAUGUUCUUCCCUGUCCUGGAACUGCCGUUGGAUAUAGUUUACAGAAUAGUAUGAAGCAUUUUAUUGAAGAUGGGUUUAACAAAAUAGUAGAUCCCAUGAUUCUUGGAUCAUAUUCUGGAAACAAGCUGCAACUGCACGUCCUUGCAGAGCUUGUCUUAAAAUGUGUCUCUGAAUCAGCAGAAGAAAGGCCGACAAUGAUUGAUGUGGCAAAACAGCUCAGGCAAAUGUAUCUCCUCUUGUAA
Pistacia vera is the source of this 933-nucleotide messenger RNA. RefSeq names its product inactive serine/threonine-protein kinase At1g67470-like. The coding region runs from base 1 to 933 and encodes 310 amino acids. Gene Ontology annotation, biological process: cell surface receptor signaling pathway; protein phosphorylation. The transcript has 3 exons. Gene Ontology annotation, cellular component: plasma membrane. NCBI's taxonomy places the organism in Eukaryota, Viridiplantae, Streptophyta, Magnoliopsida, Sapindales, Anacardiaceae. Gene Ontology annotation, molecular function: protein serine/threonine kinase activity; ATP binding. The record is from RefSeq and is a predicted model, not a curated record.